AUGCAAAUCAGUGUACCUAUUUUGGCCUUUGCUAAGUCGAAAAGCAGUGUUACUUUGCAUGGUGGCACUGAUGCCAGUUUCGCCCCACCUAUUGACUAUAUGGUAGAAUUCUUGAACGGUAUUGUUUUUCCCGAAAUUCGCACUUUUAGUGGCUAUUACCCUCAGGGUGGAGGUACAGUUGUUGUAGAUGUUGACCCUAUUUGUGGCAAACUCUCUCCAGUUUGUCUUACCGAAAUGGGUUCCAUUGUAAAAGUAACUGGUUCGACUUUUGUUGCCGGAAAAGUUCCUAUUAAAGUGGCCGAUGAAAUGCGUUCGGUUGGACUCGAAACCCUGAGAUCACACUUCCCAGAUGUUCCUAUUGAAGUUGAGAGUUUUCGUGCUCCGGAUAAUUCGAGGCACGGUAGCGUAUCUAGUUUUCUGUAUGUCGUAGAAGAAACCUCCACCGGAUGCCGUUUGGCAGUAUCAGGACUAGGACAACCCCGCGGCCCCCCAGUACGUCAGCUAGUCAAAGAGGCGAUCGAACAGGAAUUGAUUCCAUGCAUUAAAUCUGGUGUCUGCUGUGAUACACACAUGCAAGACCAAUUAAUUCUGCCGAUGGCUUUAGCCCAAGGAAAGUCUGUAAUCCGGACUACAACGCCUCUUACAUUGCAUACUCAGUCUGCAAUUUAUGUUGCAGAAAAGAUUCUGCCAUCGGUGCGUUUAGCUUACUCUAUUCGGCUUAAUGGUCACUUGCACCUCACCCAUACUGACAUCUUUUUUAGGUGA
Molecule: messenger RNA, 765 nt
Organism: Mesocestoides corti
Lineage: Eukaryota; Metazoa; Platyhelminthes; Cestoda; Cyclophyllidea; Mesocestoididae
Source: the annotation of a GenBank genome assembly